Daphnia magna is the source of this 682-nucleotide messenger RNA. RefSeq lists its product as uncharacterized. Gene Ontology annotation, cellular component: membrane. Gene Ontology annotation, molecular function: growth factor activity. The record is from RefSeq and is a predicted model, not a curated record. Gene Ontology annotation, biological process: hemocyte migration. The coding region runs from base 102 to 524 and encodes 140 amino acids. NCBI's taxonomy places the organism in Eukaryota, Metazoa, Arthropoda, Branchiopoda, Diplostraca, Daphniidae. The transcript has 2 exons.
AUCUACCAUUUAGCGUCUAGCCACCUGUUGGGAUAGACGUGUCCAGCAGCCUCACGUGCCCCACACACACACACACACACACACACACAAACAAAAAAAAAAUGAAUUCAAAGAAGACUUCCGUGUUCUUUCCUGGCUGGACGAAAUUCUUUGUGGCCGUGUUCUUAAUUACCAACAGUUUAGUGACCGUCCAAUCGAAGACGAUAGUGCCGUUCAAGAAGAAUAUCGACCAGGUGUUGAAAGAGUGGAAUUGCAACAAACCUCAAUCACGAUUGGUUUAUUUAGAAGAUGAAUAUUCCGAUUAUAAUCCAGCGGCCAUUUACCUGCCUCACGCAGCUGUUGUCCAGCGUUGUGACAAAUCCAUCGGAUGCUGCAAGACGGGCCAUCGUUGCUCACCGGCCGAGGAGGAGGAGGUGACCUUCAUCGCCGAAGAGUUUCUACGUGGCAAAAAAAUGAAGAAGGAAGUCGUCCUGACCAAUCAUUUACGUUGCGAGUGUCAGAGCAUCUCCCAAGAACGCAAAUAACACGCAUUUUUUUAAAACCAACUGAAUUGCCAAAUUUAUCUUCAAUGAUAAUAACCUGUAUAAAAUGUAUCUAUGCAUAUAUAAGAUGCUAUUAUGUGCUGUGCAUCAUACCAAACACGAUUGGCCACUAUACAGCCACAUACACAAGAAAAUCUGUU